UCCCCAAGGCAGUAGAUAGCGAAGAUGUUGCUGACCAAGACCCUGGAAUAUCUUUUUUAUCUGGCACUAUUUGCCUUUAUGUGCAAAUACGCCCAGUCAGCGAGUGUUGUCCAGCCUACGGAAGCACCUCCACCAACUCUCGCGGAAACCCUAAAGAAGCCUCAAAAAUCGGAAACCCUGCUCAGUGGCUGUGAAACGUCUUCGUUCAGCUGGAUGUGCCUUAAGAUCGAGUUUGUCAAGAUCAUGGAAAAACUUGCCGAACAGGAGGAGCUCAAUGUUCUACCCGGCGUCAGUGUGGUGAAGGAUGAGAAUGCCACAGAGCUCAAGACUUCGGAGUUAAUGGCCGAAGUUGCGCGGAGCUAUCCCAGUGAUCCCAGCACUCGGCUGAAUGGCUACAUAGUGGCCAAGCUGGAGAAUCUACUGAAGACGCGCUUUUUAAGAUUUCGCCUGCUGGACGACAAAGCUCUGGUAGAAGGUCGCAAACACAAGUUUGGCAAGAAAGGAGGCCUGGAGGCCCUCGUAGCAGCCGGAGUAAUGAUGAAGGGCAUGCUCAUGGCCAUGGGAUUCGGAGCCAUUGCUUUGAUGGCCGGCAAGGCUCUGAUGACAGCUCUGAUGGCCCUGACCCUAUCGGGAGUCCUGGGUCUCAAGAGUUUGGCCGGCGGCGGCGGAAAGUCAACCACCUAUGAGAUAGUGGCCAAGCCCAUUUACACUUCUAGCCACUCGCACUCGGUGACUCACGAGGAUGGAGGCCACGGACACAGUCCGCACUUUGCCGCUGGAGGAGGCGGUGGCACCGCCAGUGGCUUUGGCUACGGCGGAUAUGCUCGAUCCAUGAAAUCUGAGGCAUCGACCAACCAAAUCUAAUAAUUCUAGACAUCACCUUGUAAUAUUUUCUCAUAAUUUAUUUAUUUAUUUUACAAUAAGAACUAUAAAGCAAGCAAAUACAGCAGUAAUAUGAUCAAGCCAAAUGAUUAUACCUAAAUUUCAAAUAGUCACUAAAAUUUACUUAGCUGGCUAAAGCGAAUCGUUGUCUAUGUCUAAUUUAAAAUACAUAAAAAGUUCGUUGUUCCGUAUACACUAGCUAUGGCUCCAUGUGUAUAAAUCUACUAG
Messenger RNA from Drosophila kikkawai, 1110 nucleotides. RefSeq names its product DUF1676 domain-containing protein Osi16 (gene Osi16). Gene Ontology annotation, cellular component: membrane. Lineage: Eukaryota; Metazoa; Arthropoda; Insecta; Diptera; Drosophilidae. The record is from RefSeq and is a predicted model, not a curated record.